Molecule: messenger RNA, 5769 nt
Organism: Phalacrocorax carbo (great cormorant)
Lineage: Eukaryota; Metazoa; Chordata; Aves; Suliformes; Phalacrocoracidae
Source: RefSeq, a predicted model, not a curated record
AUGGGCUGAAGGAGUGCUCCAAACAGACUGUUUUCUAGGGUCUUAUCCAGGUACGACUCCCUUUUUUUUUUUAAUUGUUUGAAAAGCUGUCAUGACAUGUCCUGAAGAAACCUGCAGAAGAAAUGCUGGCCUGGUUCCCACUUGGCCAGGCUCCCAAGUAUGACACUAAAGGUCAGUUGUUCACUCCUGUGAAAUUCCAGUCCUCUUCUGCAUUUGUUUUCCUCCUCUUUCCAGUCCCUUAAUCUGAUAAAUCAUGUGGGGAGAGGCAAGAGAGGGAGUGGGAGGAGUAUGUGAUGUAACCUCCACUCCGGCAAAGUUACGAGUCAACAACACGGUGCCUGCAGCUUACUGUGGUUUUAUGUUUGGUACUGCCGGGAGACCCUGAACUGUGCUUAAGGGUGCUUAAGAGUCGUGAAGAUCCACCACACCUGUGUGAGACCCAGCAGGCAAUGUACACACCUCACUUGCAAAGAAGAAAGGUGAGCAUGGCGUCUGCUUAAUGCUCUUCGAGCUUCUUGUUUUGCUGCCUGCUGCAUGCACUCAGACUGAGAGGAUCAGCAGCUGUAUACUGAGAACACCCCUGAAGCAAGGGAAGCACAAAGCCAGGUGUGCACUGCUGGGGUGAACUUCCAAAUGUCAUUGAACAGAUCUCCCUACUAAAGGAAAGAAGUGAAGAGGAGGACCAUCAUAUUAAAUAUGAGUAUUCUACUUUAAUAUAAUAUGUUAUAGAAUAUAUACAAGAUAAAGUAAAACAAACUUAAUGUUAAACUGGGCCUCUGAAAGACAAAUAAGUAACAUAGCUCAGUUAACAUCUCUGGAGUUGCAGCAGUACUGAAUUAAUCCCAGACUAUGUGCCAGAUUGUGAAUCCCCAAGAAUGUCUGCAGUAGAAUGCAGUUAUGCCACCUGGUGUGUCCCUUUGUGUGAAUGUUGUGCCUACACUGCUUUAAAAAAAAAUAUCACAUGAUUGAUUUCUCAACAUGGUACCCAGAGCUCCUGGCUCUGGUAUUUUGCAUGCAGCUACUCAGAGUAUUUAUAGAGGUGAAACUUCAAUAAAAUAUUGAAAUCUGGAAAUAGAAGUUUAAUAGCUAAUCAUUGUGGUGGGGGAGGGGGAUGGAGGGUGCCUCUUCCCUCCUUUUUUAAAUAUGACUCUAAUCCUGGUCCAAAAUUUCAAUUUCUGCAGAGAGAAAACUAUUUGAUUUUCUUUAGCUGUUGUCCUGAGCCUUUAUCUAAGGAGCCUCCAUAUUCAGGACUCAGUUAAAGCUAGGAUAAGUGGGGUUAACCUGAUCCUAGGGAUGCUCAUUUUAAUUUCUUUCCAGAACUUGUGAUGGCUUCAGCUUGGCAGAAAACUCAGGAAUUCUACAACUGGGUCCUUGAAAGUGGAGAUCCAAGGACAGACCUGUGGCCCCUGGUCCACUCUCCACUUCCAGUCAUGCUUCUCUUUGCUGUCUACCUCUUUGUCGUGGCACUGGGGCCCUUCUACAUGCGUAAGCGGGAAAUGCUGAAGCUGCGAGGUCUGCUGAUUGCUUAUAAUCUUGCCAUGAUGACAUUAUCAAGCUACAUGUUUUAUGAGUUUCUGGUAACUUCAGUCUUGGACAACUACAGCUACCUGUGCCAGCCAGUGGAUUACAGCAGAAGUGAACUAGGAAUGAGGAUGGCAAGUGUGUGUUGGUGGUUCUUCUUCUCCAAAGUCAUCGAGCUGCUUGAUACGGUUUUCUUUAUCCUGCGCAAGAAACAAGAACAGGUGACUUUUCUGCAUGUGUACCAUCAUGGGACUAUGCUGUUCAACUGGUGGUCAGGGGUCAAGUAUGUGCCUGGAGGACAAGCAUUCUUUAUUGGGAUGCUAAACUCCUUUGUACACAUCUUCAUGUACGGCUAUUAUGCCUUGGCCAUCCUGGGACCACAGAUGCACCGUUACCUAUGGUGGAAGCGUUACCUAACCAUCAUGCAGCUGUGCCAGUUUGUAGCCAUUGCUGCUCAUUCUUCUUACAACCUCUUCACAGAAUGCCCGUUCCCUGAUGGCUUCAACACUGCAGUCUUCCUCUACAGUCUCAGCCUUAUUGCUCUCUUCCUACACUUCUACUAUCGGACCUACACUAGGGGAAAGCAGAAGCUAACUUAAAGAAAAUUGAAGAGGAGAGUAAGCACAGUCUGAUGAACUUGCACAUUCUCUGCUGCUUCUAACAUGAUUGCAUGAAGAAAAUAUAUUUGGGGAGUGUGUGCGAGGCUAAUGUGUGCAGGCUCAUGGUUACCUUCAAAUCUCUCAAGUCAGGAAGAAAACAGGAAUGACAAACUCAGGGAUUAAAGUAAUGAGGAGCACACUUAAUUGAAACUGAUGCAAAGCCAAGCCAAGUAGUCAUCAGCACAUCAGCUUUUGUGAAUUAGCACCAGAAGAUAUCCUCCUUCCCACCCAACUGUUAGCUGUUUGCAAGGUCUAGCAUCCAACCAUGACUCCUUGGCUCAUUUCUUAGGCUAUAGAGGGUUUCUUUGCAUUCAUAAGACUAUCUUAGCUUACCAUACUAGAUGAGGCAGAGUCAGGUGCCUCCAGCCUUCAAAGCAGUGUCCAGGCAACAGCAGCAGCCAGGAACUCACUGGGACUGCAGGAUGCACUCACGUGUACACUGCAUCCCAGCCUUUCCUAUUAAGGAAGCUCCCACUAGGACUGGGGUGAAUCACAGCUAUAUGGCCCUGAUGCCAUUCUUAAACCAUUGUCCAACUCAACAGGUGCAUCUGUUCUUUUGCUGCUCUGAAGCUAAAGAAGGCAUUAUUAGCACUUUCAUCCUAAGUAAGAAAUCAAUGCGGUAAGAAUCAUCAUGUACCAUUUUCUGGAGUGCUUAUUUGACUUUGGUUGCUCUCAUAAACAUGGAGAACUUUUAAUGCAUGAAAACUGCUUGGCAUUGCUCCUUAGAGGCGCCAUAUUUUUUAACAGACAGAAGAGAUUGAGGUUCCCUAUUAAUUUUUUUUUCCUCCAAAUUUUUGUUAUUAUUAUAAUUUAAAAAUUUUGCUUCUUAUCAAAAGUAAUAAGUUUUACACCACUGUAAGCAACUAUCUCCACUACCAAUUUUUAAAUUAACACAAGAUGUAUAAAGUCUAUUCAUUGGCUAGUGCAAAGCUGCAUAGCUCCAUUGACUUUAUCAUGUUGCUUAUUGGCUCUUUUUUUGAUACUAAAUUGAUUACAACUAGAAUUCGGCACUUUUAUUCAUGUGCAGGCAGUUAAAUACUGUUAAAGUUUUCAUCUGGUAGUGCUUUGAAAAAUCCUAAAUUCAGAUUUUAAACUACAAAGUUGUAUUUUUUUUUAUUGCAUCCUGCUUUGUUGAUUAAAACAAGUAUUAUGGAGUAGUGUCUUUUUCACAGUUGAAACACAAAGCUUUUGAAGGAGAGGGUUACUAUUAGUAACAUGGUGCAUUGCCAUUGCUAAGCCAAAUUCAGCUCAAAUGUAGAGAAGUCUAACUAUUCUGGGGAUGUCCAGAGGAUUAGAUGCUAGCCUGAACCUAGCAAAUGGGUGUACACAAAAAAAUUGUAUGCUGUACAUCGACUUGGAGUUUAGUGGCUAUGCAAAAUAAAUACAACUUGUUCAUCACUGGUUUGUGUUCUGAUGCCAAAACUUUACUUUAGCUACUACAUGCACGUGACUAAGCUAAAACAGUAUUCUUCCCUUCCUUGCCCUCCUCCCCUUCACAUACAUACACAAAGGAUUUGUUUACAUUACCACAAUGGUAUAUUAUAAAUGUCAUUCCAUUGAUUUGAAUGGUCUUCUGGUUUUCUCUGGUGAGUAUGAAAAGCAAAGCAGGGCUCAUUUUACAUCUAUGUGCUAGCUGGUUUUCUUCCUGUCAAAUACUCUCCACACUACUUACUGUAUAAAUUGUACUGCUUUUGCUUAAUAGAAUGUUACUUUUGUUAGAGCUUUAAAUAAUAAACCUCCGCAUGGGUCCUCCAUUCUUCCCUUUGCUUGGUAAGGUAGGAAAAAAAUUUGCUGUCUGUCUAACAUAUUUUAUUCAUGUUGAGAAUGUCCCCAGACGCCUUUCCAGCAUCGAAGACUUACUGCAAGUACAGCUGUUUCAUUACUCCUAUCCACUUAAAGAUUCACCUAUGGCCCUAUCCUGCUUAAACCAUCAGUACAUUUGGCCCCAUAGUUUCAUGGCAGAGCAUACCUUCCUGCAGCUGCUUACAAAGAAAUCCAAGGAAUUUAGCUCUUUUUCCUAUAUGUGAGGGAUUGUGAGCAGGUGUCAACCGUGUCAACCUCAGUUCCCCCUCACAUAAGUUUUUUCAGGUUGUAGUCACUAAUUUCAAGGGUUUUACUAAUCAUUUCAUAUCAGAGUAAGCACCAAAUAUUUUGAUUUUCCUUGAUUCGUUAAUAAUUAAUGACUGUUUAAAAAUUAGAAAUGAGCAAGAAAUUUGGAUGAGAUUACUCAAUGUUUUUGCAAAUCCACUCCUUUUAAAAAUAUAUAAAUUUGUAAACAUGACAUUUAGCUUUUUUUAAGCAGCCUAUGCAGCUUAAUUUGUGUCUGUGUAUGACAGAGUUUACUGCAGUGGAUUCUAGACUGUGACUGGUCACAUAGCUGGUAACAAAAUACAAAAGUGUGAAUUUGUCACCGGACAACCUGUAGUAAGAGACUGAUCACCUAAAUCACACACCACUGUAACUGUUUGUCUUAGACAUGCAACCUUUUGUCUACCUAUUCCUGUCCCUCUUCCUCACAGCCUGAGUGAGUGGCCUGAUCAUGCACUUUUGAAAUGGUAAGAACUUUCUGUCAAUGUGGCUUCAAUCGUCAUAGUCUGAAAACAAAGCAUUUUCAGUUGGGUGAUAAGGAGGGAUCACGUUUGGCCAGAAACCCCAUGCUCUGCAUACAGAAGUGGAUAUUGGUAUGGAGUGCAGCCAUUACAGAAACAUCGAUGCAAACAAAAUUCACUUCUGAGAGUAACUGCACUAGCAGUGAAGGUAAAAUUGCCUGAGUAUAGCUGAGUGGCUCUGCAGGUCUUGAUUCUUUGCUCCUUCAGAUUGCACUCACUUGUCUUCAUCCUUCUGUUUUAAAUUGGGUUGUUACAGUUGGUACUGUCCACUUGGGGCAUCUUGUUGUGACAGGGGAUAAAACCUGAGAGUAGAGAUAUGUGAUUCUAGAAUUUAAAAGCAAAUAAAGGCAUAGAAUGAGAUUUUCUCUUUAAGAUCAAGUCCCUAGAGUUAAAGAUUACACCACAAUAAUACACUGUCAAUCAAAAGGGCUGGAAAUUUUAAAUUGCAAGUUUGGAUGAUGCAUGCUGUCUGGCAGAGUCCAAAGCUUUGAGAGUGAAUUGAAAAUAUCCAGUUGCAGCUGGAUUUAUAAAAACCUCUGGGCCAAAUGCUGAUUCCACCAAUAUCAAUGACAAAGCCUGCAGAUUUCACUGGGAACAAGAUGGCACAGCUGUGUGAAGAGCAAUGCACUCAGCUACAUGGCCUGGUUUGCGUGUGAGCAGACUGGAGUGUCAUUCAAGCUCAACAGAUUACUUUUAAGGGCACAGUUGUGUGCAAGUCUCCCCCUUAUAAAAUGUGGGUCAUUAUAUGUGCUUAGAGUAGCUUACAUUCACAAGAUGUAAAGCAUAAUGUAAAUAGUCUGUUUAAAUUAAUAAACUUGAUAUCUGGUAGUGCUCUGCAUCUUCCCUACUGUUCAAGUCAAUGUAAAUUAUGGAUGUUCUGAUCAAAUUACUUUUGAAUUAACCAGACCAGGUACUCAAUGCCUACUUUCUCUCUGAAGAUAAAUGAGAGGGAUUCUCAUUUUAAUCAAAACAAAAUACAG